UCCUUCAAAUUGUGAUCGCAAUUGUUUGGAGUUUUUGUUUAAUCAACUUACCGGUUUUUUAAUUAGUCCAUUUAUUGUUUAUUGUUAACUGAGAAAUUAUCUUUUCUAAGAAUAUCGUGUUGGUUCAAGAUUCUAGCCAAUUGUUUAGAAUCUCAAAGAUAUUUGGUUAUUCAAUUUGCUCUUGGGGUUGUGAUUGUUUUGUUUAUCUUUUUGUUACCCUUACUUUUGACCUUUUUUUUCACUUGAUUUUAGAGAAUCAAAUUUUGAACGAAACAUGCAUCGUUUGGGUGAUUUAAUUAGCAAUCAAAAGUCACCUAAAAGUCCAUCUUCUCCUGCUACCAAUUAUGAGAAUGAAAAGAAUCGUAAGUAUGAUCGACAAUUGCGAAUCUGGGGAGAUUCUGGUCAAUAUUUGAUUGAAGGAAGUUCAGUUUGUCUGAUUAACGCAAAUGCAACCGGAACUGAAAUUUUAAAGAAUCUUGUUCUUGCUGGUAUUGGUUCAUUUACUAUAAUUGAUGGUUCCAAGGUUUCCACUGAGGAUGAUAACAAUUUUUUCUGUGAUACAUCUUCACGCCUUGGUAAAUCUCGUGCUUCUGUUGCCUGUCAAAUGCUCCUUGAAUUGAAUCCUGAUGUUUCCGGUGAUUAUAUUGAAGAAUCAGUUGAAACUCUCAUCGAGAGUAAUCCGUCAUUGUUUAAAAAUUUUACCACCGUUGUUGCUGCUAAUGUACAUAAUGAGAAAACUCUGUCUAAAUUGUCAGAGAUCACUUGGAAUUAUAACAUUCCCUUGAUUCUUACCUAUUCUAUUGGUUUUGUUGGUCUUAUUCGAGUUCAAGUUCGUGAACAUCCGGUGAUUGAAGCUCAUCCCGAUAAUUCACUUGAAGAUUUACGAUUAGAUCGACCAUUUAAAGAACUUACUGAGUAUUUCGAGUCAUUUAAAAGUUUCGAGGAUUAUAGUCGCUCGGAAGUAUCACAAAUUCCAUUUGUUGUCAUUAUUUACAAAUUUCUCAAAAUAUGGCAAUCAACUAAUGGUAAAAGUCCAACGUGUUUACCUUCAUCUUUUAAAGAAAAGGAAGAGAUUCGUAAAUUGAUUCGAGAAUCGAUGAAGAAAAUUAAAACCAGUGUAAAGAACAAAAUAAUCAAUGAAGAAGAAUCAGCUGAAAAUGCUAUUGAAUCGGAAAUCGAAUUGGAAAAUUUUGAAGAAGCAAUUAAAUCAGUGAACACUGUCCUUAUAUCAUCAAAUAAGAUUCCAAGUGAUACUUACGACAUUCUCAAUGAUCCAGUUAUUGAAAAUUUAAUGGAGAGUAAAAUUGAAAAUUCUAGUUUUUGGUUACUAGUAAAAGCUUUAAAAGUAUUUUUAAGUCAAAAAAGUGACGGGUGUUUACCUGUUCGAGGAUCUCUGCCCGAUAUGACCGCGGACACGACAAAUUAUGUUAAAUUACAACAAAUCUAUCAAACCAAAGCCCGUGAAGAUGUGGAAACCCUUUACAGUUGCCUUACCUCUGUAUGUAAUUCAUUGGGUAAAUCAAUGGAUUCAAUUUCAGAGGAACAAGUGAAAACUUUUUGCCGUAAUUUACAUUGUCUCAAAAUUAUCCGAACAUCGCCCAUUUGGCCUGAAUUUAAUUCCAAUCCCGGUGACGAUGAUAAAAGUUCAGUUAAAAUCUCAAGUAAAUUACGUGAAUUGAUCAAUUGCGCUGAUUUUGAUGGUGAUGAAAGUGAUGACCUAAUAUUUUACUUAAUGUUCCGAUCAAUCAGUAGAUUUUAUACUCUUUACAAUAGAUAUCCAGGUUAUUGUGAUGAUCUUGUUGAAAGUGAUAUAUCAACACUUAAAAGCUGCUUAAAAGAGAUAAUCAAUGAUUUAGGUUGUAACAAUUUAUCCAAAGAUGAUUUUGUCCAUGAAAUGUCUCGUUAUGGUGGAGCUGAAUUACAUUCAAUAUCUGCAUUCAUUGGAGGUUGUGCAGCCCAGGAAACAGUUAAAUUUAUCACUAAACAAUUUAUUCCUCUUAAUAGUAUCUUAAUUUACAAUUCAAUGUCAUCAAAAACGUCAACUUAUCAAUGGUAAAAUCUUUGAUGAUGAUUUAAUCAUAAUCAGAAUCAAUCAAUCAACAACAACAACAAAACUAAUCAAAAAGAAAUUCUCAACAACUAAUAACAUUUAAGUUGAACUAAUUUUCCAAUUCUGAUAUUCUGAUUGAUUCAUUACUGAAUUAAUUUUUUCUCUGCUUUUUAAACAAACAAUAAAGUUAACAAUUGAAUCAAAUUUGA
Messenger RNA from Panonychus citri (citrus red mite), 2259 nucleotides. It is a transcript of the gene APP-BP1, whose product is annotated as NEDD8-activating enzyme E1 regulatory subunit-like. The transcript is spliced from 2 exons. Gene Ontology annotation, cellular component: cytoplasm; nucleus. Lineage: Eukaryota; Metazoa; Arthropoda; Arachnida; Trombidiformes; Tetranychidae. Bases 275 to 2056 code for a protein of 593 amino acids. The record is from RefSeq and is a predicted model, not a curated record. Gene Ontology annotation, molecular function: ubiquitin activating enzyme activity; NEDD8 activating enzyme activity. Gene Ontology annotation, biological process: protein neddylation; ubiquitin-dependent protein catabolic process; protein ubiquitination.